AUGGGCUGGAAAGGGCGACAGACAGACCAGGCCAGCCAAGUGAACCAUCUCACCUUGAUCCUGUGCACCGUACGAUACGCCUUCUCAUGGCUGCGAUUCAACUACUAUGGCGGAAUGGCUAAGUUCUCAUACCGUACUUCGUUCAUCGCCGCCGCCUUAACGUACGGCAUCGUCGUUUACAAGACCUUCAAGGCGAGGACCAAGUCCGGUGCCCGUCCCCCACCGCGAUUGGUCUUAUCGGCGACGAGAAUGUUCAAUAUCUCGGUAAGCUUUGCUCAUCCGCGGCCCAAGUCCCUCGGGCUUGCUUUGAUUUCUGUUCCCCCAGUACCCGUUGGCCAUGCUUCCCUAUUGCGUCUACUCGAUCUUCCAUGUGGCUACCUACACCCGCGCGAACCUAAUUCCUACGAUUCAGCCCCCAAGGUAGUUUCGGCCCCCACCUCGUCUCCCAACGGAAAGCCUCAAUACGCCCCGAACCCCCUUUCGGAUAAGAUUGGUGCCUUUGUGAGGACCUACUACGAUGAUUCAAUGGCUGUCGUCUCGUCUCUCGAAAUUCUCCUCUGGGUGCGCAUCCUCCUCUCCGCCAUCACCUUCCAGAAGGGUUCGUGGAUCCUCAUCGCCAUCUACACCGUCUUCCUCCGCGCCCGUUUCGCCCAGAGCACCCACGUGCAAAACUCGUUCCAGCAGGAACCCCCUGCGGCCCGCCAGGUAUGGGACGGUGUCAAGGGUGGUGUCCGCCAGUUCUACCAGGCCACCGACAUUAACAAGUAUGUCAACGGCGGCGCGACUGCCCCUAAGAAGGCCUCGUAA
Parascedosporium putredinis is the source of this 807-nucleotide messenger RNA. NCBI's taxonomy places the organism in Eukaryota, Fungi, Ascomycota, Sordariomycetes, Microascales, Microascaceae. The record is from the annotation of a GenBank genome assembly.